AUGACGACACAUCAGCAGUACAGCAGCAUUACAACUGCAAUAGUCCACAGUUCUGGAGCAGAGGACCAGACUUGGAGUGAUAGUGUACCAACAAGCCUGCCAGUAGAUCAGGAGUCUAUGGACUCUGAAGCACAGGCUGCAUCUGACAUAAGCAGUCUUCUUCAUCGUCAUCCUCCGCGCAAAAUCCGGUUUGAGACCCUGCCGGACAUUGAGGAGAAUGCUCCCCUCCGCAGAUUUAAUUCAUCAAGCUUUCCUCGACCAAAAAGCAGUAAAAGGGUCCAUUUCAUAAAAAACCUGCGACAGCAUGACACAAGUGACGGCAGGAUAAUUCUGAUAACUGUCAGACGAGCUCUUUGUCGGGUGUUUUCUCUCAUACCUUACCGAGACUACAGCCAUAUUGGGGAUGUGACACUGGAGAGUGGACAUCAGCAACCAUCUGGAGCUAUGGCCACAAAAGAGAUGGUGAUCGGCCUGGAAGGUGUUGAGCUUGGUACUAAAGGAAAGGUCAGUCUAAAGACCUGUUCAUCUCUGUUCAUUGUAGUUCAAGCCACAUUAUGUAGGGUUUUUUGUACCAUUUUAAGGUAUGUUUUUGUAGUUUCAUACACCCAGCUGUUGUAUCCCACUCAUGCCCUGAGCAGACACUGUCCCGUCAAGCAGCAGAGCUCCUCAGGGCCCGUCUACCCUCCUGCUCCCUGUGGUUUCCAUGGUUUCCACCCAAUCAAGAGUGAGCCUUCUGUUUAUGUUGUGCUCAUUCAUUUAGCAGGAGCUGAUAGUAGAGACUGCAGGAACUAUGACCCAAACCUCUUGGAUGAUCCCCUUUGGCCAUGUGGCAAACACAAACGUGUGCUUGUCUUCCGUUCUUACAUGACUACUGUCAUUGAGUAUACCAAACCCAGUGAUCUGAAGAGAGAUAUGAAUAAGACUUUCAGGGAGAAGUUUCCACACAUUCGACUGACCCUCAGCAAAAUCCGGAGUCUGAAGAAAGAGAUCCGUAAGGUGGCUCAAGAGGACUGUGGAUAUGAGGAGCCUACAGUGGCCAUGGCCUUCGUGUACUUUGAAAAGCUGGCCCUCAGAGGCAAGGUGGACAAGCAGAACCGCAAACUCUGUGCGGGUGCCUGCAUCCUCCUGGCUGCCAAGAUGGGCAGUGACCUCAAAAGGUUCGAGGUCAGACAGCUGCUCGAUAGGCUAGAGGAGCGUUUGAGGCUGAGCAGGAGGGAGUUGCUGGCAUUUGAGUUUCCUGUGCUGGUGGCGCUGGAAUUUAACCUGCACCUGCCCGACCAUGAGCUGCUGCCACACUGCAGACGCCUGCUGCAGACCACCUGACCCAGGAAGGAACAUCACACUACCAACCACUACAUAGGCAGGGGUGCUUGACUUUAGAGACUGGAUGGCAUCAGAAACCACUACAGACCACCCGGCAAUCUAUGGACUUAA
Clupea harengus (Atlantic herring) is the source of this 1434-nucleotide messenger RNA. Its product is annotated as CDK5 and ABL1 enzyme substrate 1-like. Gene Ontology annotation, cellular component: cytosol. The transcript has 10 exons. Bases 1 to 1323 code for a protein of 440 amino acids. NCBI's taxonomy places the organism in Eukaryota, Metazoa, Chordata, Actinopteri, Clupeiformes, Clupeidae. Gene Ontology annotation, biological process: nervous system development; regulation of cell cycle. The record is from RefSeq and is a predicted model, not a curated record.